Tarenaya hassleriana is the source of this 2647-nucleotide messenger RNA. RefSeq lists its product as uncharacterized. The transcript has 5 exons. Bases 131 to 2488 code for a protein of 785 amino acids. Lineage: Eukaryota; Viridiplantae; Streptophyta; Magnoliopsida; Brassicales; Cleomaceae. The record is from RefSeq and is a predicted model, not a curated record.
AUAGACUACGCGUCGUUUCUAGAUGAACAAAACGACGUGUGCUUCAUGUUUCCCGCCGAAAACAAAAAGCCUCGAAUGAAAUGACCUAUCUGAGUCGGUCGCUCGGGUAGCUUCUCUACUGCUGCCGGCGAUGGCGGCCAAGCGGCGGAAAAAGAAGCGCCAGACCUCAAAAGUCUCUAAUCGAGGCGAUGAGACUCCGAGUUUAUUCCGAUCCCUUGCUUUGGCAAUUGCGUCUUCCCAGGUUUCUCAGAAGCUCGUCUUGAAAAGUUUGCAGUACCUUCUGGUUCAUUUAUCAUUGAAUCAGCCGACAUGUUGGGAUCAGUGUGAUGCAAUCUCACAUUCUUUGUCCAAUGGAGAGGAAGUCAAAUUGAAGUUCGAGGAUGUUCAUUUCCUCUCUGAUGUUCUGUUUACAGAACUCAACAAGAGGUACGAACAACCUUUCUCAACUUUGUGCAAAAACAAUGAAGAACCAUCUGUCACACAUAUGAAUCCACAAGAAAGCAUUGAAGAAGCCACCUUGUUGCUAAGAUGCUGUAUGAACACAAUGAGACUACUUAUAUCCAACCAGGAGGUGGCAUUGGAGAAAGCCAAAGCUCUUCUGGCAAUCCUUAGGAGAUUGAUUUCUGCAGAACCGCGAGCGUGGAAUGGGGAUAAGUCCUUUGUAUUCACACGUUCUGUCUCAUGUGGGUACACCAAAAACGAUGAUGGUCCUGGCACUUCCAUCGCUGGAGAUUUUGUUUCUUCCAUGUAUUUCUCAGGACCUUCAGAUCCUUGCCAUUCAUUUCUCUGUACAGGGCUUGAGGUUUUCGCGGAUGAGAUUUUGGUGAAUAAGACGAUAAGGGAUCUACUUUUGCUAGUAGAUUCUGCAUUUUCCUCAAAUAGACUUUUCAGUACACAUUCUUUUGGAUGGUUUGGUUUGGCAAGCGUGCUGGAAGUGAUUUCCUCUCAUUUUGUUCUUUCAUUUUCUGAUGAGAAAAUGACUAAAGUGUUCAUCGAUAGAUUAUAUUUGAAGCAUCUAAAUGAAUUUAGAACUUCUCAGAUAAGCUUGAGUGCAGCUAUAUCCUUGCUGCGAAACCCUGUGAUGCUAUCUGCACCAAGAAUCUUUCAUGCAUAUGUGGUGCUAUUGGUUAAGGAUGCCAUCGGUAUUAAUGUAUCUUCUUGUGUUAAGGGAUUAGACCUUCAGCUUAUUGGAUGGUAUCUUCAUGCUUUUGAGAGCUCUGUUGUUUUAUACACAAGGCACAUGUGUAAUUUUGACAAGGGUGGCAAUGGUAUAGGUGGGAGUGCCUCAUCUGGGAAACCUCGUGUUUCAGAGAGUAAUACUCAGGUGGCUUUUGAAUAUCUUCUUCUGCCAUCAACGCUGGAGAAGGUUAAUUAUGUUAUGAUGAAGCUUAAUGAUUCAUGGGAUUCAUACCUGAGUAACAUCUUCAACAGAAAAAAAACCGAGUUGGUUGCUUCUUCUUUUGCAUAUGCUAAGGAAAGCGUAUACGUAUUUGGUGACUCCUGCUCAGAAGUGAUGUUGUCUCAGAUCUUGUCCAUUCUUGGUUGUUUGAUACUUAGAGCUUGUUCUGAUGAUGUCAUGGAUUUUGUGUUGCAAAAAGGCUAUGAAACAAGUACUCAAGAUCUAUAUCUUCUUGGAUCUUCGCUGAAAUUGAUGAGUUGUUCAAUGCUGCAAGCAAUCUUGUGUCUCAAGGAUGGUAGAAAUCGGCUUUCAUCUAAAGCCACAGAAGGUUUUCAAGCUGAAAAGGAAUACAAAGCCAUGAUGGACAUCGUUCAACGUUUUGAACAGUUUAGUGUUUCGUUACCCAGUCAAAGGUUCCUGCAUGAUACAAUGGAACGGGAUGUGCUAAGACAUGUGAAGUCCAAAUGGAUGCUUAUACAUUUUUCAGGUUUACUUUCUAUGAGCUAUGCUCAUAAGCUUGAUUUCUUGAUGAAAGACUCAAUCUUUGCUAUGGUGGUAUCUCUGUAUUUGUUUAUCCUGGAAGAGGGUGACUUACAUGCACUAAGGGGUUCCAUUGGUGGGUCAGAAUCGUCUCCAUCAGUAUCACCUGGUGGUUUCUCCAACUUGGUUGCCUUUGAUAAAACAAUAGAGGUUGCUGCAGACAGAAAAGCGAUCCAGGCAAUUGCAUCGAAAUUCCAGAAAAUUCGAACUUUGUAUAUGGGAAAGAUCGCUCGGACAGAAUCUGGAAACACUGAUGAGCCAAAAGAUGCAGAGAAUGAUGAACAAGAAAUGGGCUCUGCGGUUGGGGUGGAGGAGGAAAGCUGCAAUGGGGAGAGAUAUCUUAGGUGUGUAGUAGAAAGAGGCGGAGUGAGAUCAUCUGACAUCCAAGACUUAUCAGACUUCAUCGUGUGCGAGCCCGGGAAAGAUUAUUCCGAUUGGCUAAAAGGUCGAGAAAGAUUUCGUCAGAGAUGGAAAUCGGAGAAGAUGGCUACUUAUAGGUGGAAGAAGAAGAAGGAAACUUGGAGAGGGAACAAGCGGAAGAUAACUUAGACUGUCAUCCUUGUUCAUGUAAGCCUGCAUUGUCACUCAAGAAGCGGAAAGAGUCAUUGUAAAGAAAGGUCGCUUCUGUUAUAAUUGAAAGUAGAGGGCUUUUUACAAAUAAACGGGGAAUACAGGGGCCAAUUUUCGAAGGCCUCUUUGCAAUGACAA